AUGCCUUCUAUAACCGGAGAUGGCUUUGACCUUCCCGUGUCGAAGCGACAGAGAAUAACGCAACCGCAAUUGUCCGCGCAAGAGAAGAAGGAAUCGCAGUCCCGAAUCUUUUCUCAUUUCAGGACUCUCGGCUUAGUCUCGCCCACCACAGUUCCGUUCACCUCCGUGCGUCUUGGAAAAUCUACAUAUCAAAUCACAACUUCGGUAGGAAGGGUACUUCAAACCUAUGACCUCAAGCGUGGUCUGAGUCUGGUCUUUGCCAGCCAACCUCGAACUCCGGGAUUAAUUACGGCGACAUGCGCCUGGAAGAACUAUGUGUUCGCAGCUUGGGGAGGGCUACGGCCUGGAGAAGAUUCAGGAAUAUGGGUGUUUCAACGAGGAAAGAAGAUCGCUGAGUUAGAAAUUUCCCCGAAUACCACCGGUUCCGUUUCGCGAAUCCUUGUAUUUGGAUCCUGGAUUAUUGGCUGUUGCGAAAGAAGUAUACAAGUUUGGAAGAAUCCGUCUUUCGAGCAUUAUACGACAUUGGUUCCGGAGAUUUCACCAGGCGCUUCAGACUUACCGGUGUUCACAGGCCAUGUUUGUAACAUGCCUACUUAUUUGAAUAAGAUAUUUGUUGGAAGAUAUGAUGGUACCGUUGAGCUCUGGAAUGUUAGCAGUGGAAAGCUUCUGUACAGGUUUUCGCCUGCAACGGCCAAGGAUGAUGCAGUCACUGCAAUAGAAGCGACUCCAGUCCUAUCACUCAUCGCCAUUGCUUACAGAAGUGGCACCGUCGUCCUUCGAAAUGUUGACUCUGAUGAGGUUCUCAUGUCGCUGAACGCAUCAACAUCAAAGUCACAUCCAAUAACUUCGAUAUCCUUCCGGACUGACGGUAUGGGAGCUGGUGAAGACGGUAGGAUGGCGGGAGUCAUGGCCACCGCGUCUAUGUACAGUGGUGAUGUCACUCUCUGGGAUCUGAACAAUGGGGGCAAGAAGACAGGGGUACUCAGAAGUGCGCAUGAUAUGACUGCUCAGAGCUCUGACAGUGGUGUCAACAAGAUUGAGUUCUUGGAUGGUCAGCCAGUCAUAGUCUCGUCCGGAAGGGACAAUGCCCUGAAGACGUGGAUAUUUGACAGUUCACCCUUCUCACCGAUCCCAAGACCCUUGCAUUCAAGAGGUGGUCAUGCUGCAGCAGUCUGUUCCCUUCGGUUCUUGCCCUCUGCUUCCGACGGUAGCGACUCUAUCGGUAAAUGGCUGCUCAGUGCAUCCAGAGACCGCUCUUUCUGGGCAUUCAGUCUGCGCAAAGAUAGCCAGAAUGUCGAGCUAUCACAGGGUAAAGUCAAGGCCGCUGCCAAGAAACGUGGCAUAUCGAGCGCAGCAGAGGCGGCUGAGGAACUCAAAGCCCCUGAAAUUACAUCAAUUGCUUGCUCGCUCAAUCGUGAUCCUGGAAUGGGAGCAAGUAGCCAACAAGUAUGGACCAAUUCAAGAGAUCUCAAGAAGCAUCCACAGGGAGAAAAUGGGUGGGAAAGUGUUAUAACAGCGCAUCGAGGUGACAAGUAUGCGCGCACUUGGUACUGGGGUAAGAAAAAGGCUGGUCGUUGGGUACUCGAGACGAGUGAUGGAACAGAAGUCAAGAGCGUGGCAAUUUCAAAUUGUGGUACCUUUGCUGCAGUGGGUUCCGCGGGGGGUAUUAUUGACGUCUACAACCUACAGUCUGGCCAGCGUCGACAACGGUUCCCGCCAUCGUCAUCAAAAAACAACAAGCUUGGAAAUGUCUCGGCCUCGGGACACACCAAGGCCAUUACUGGUCUUGCAAUCGAUAACUUGAACCGGAAUGUUGUGAGUUGUGGAUUAGAUGGGAAGCUCAAGUUUUGGGAUUUCAACUCCGGUCAUCUUCUUGCUGACUUGGAUUGGGCGCCUAUGACGGCCAUCACCGGACUGCGUUUCAGUAGUAUCAACGAACUUGCAGCUUUGAGUUGCGAUGACCUAUCUAUUCGUGUGGUAGAUUUGGAGACAAAGAAAGUUGUCCGAGAACUCUGGGGCUGCCGAGGGCAGAUUAACGACUUUGUUUUCUCCAUCGACGGCAGAUGGAUUAUAGCCGCAUCUAUGGACUCUAUCAUAAGAGUCUGGGACUUGCCAACGGGGCACUUGGUUGAUAUUUUCCGAGUACCAACAACAUGUACUGCCCUUGCCUUCUCUGGUACAGGUGAAUAUCUUGCCACUGCUCAUGCGGGUGAAGUCGGUGUACACAUUUGGAACAACAAGAGUCUCUUUACCAACUUCCGACCUGUUCAUAUCGACGAGACCGCGCUAGUAUCAAACGUGGCUUCUGUGACAUCUACUGAGUCAGGAUCAAGUAUGGUUGAUGCUGCCCUAACCGCCGAUGUGGAUGAUGAAGACCAAGACAAGACGGCCAUAUCAUUCGAACAACUUGACAGGGACAUGACUACAUUGAGUAUUGUUCCUCGGGCAACCUGGCAAACACUGAUCAACCUGGAUAUUGUCAGGGCUCGCAACAAACCCAAAGAACCAGCCAAAGCUCCAGAAAAGGCACCUUUUUUCCUACCAUCUCUCCAAGACGAUCAGUCUGCAGCCCCUAUAGCUGGCAUUGACGACCAAAAGGAGUCAGAACGAAUGCCGAUUUCGAAGAGCAUUCUAUCACAACAGGACUCACCCGUCAGUAAAUUGUUGAGAUCCGGCUCAAACAACAAGAACUUUUCACCUUUCAUCGAUUACUUCAAGUCCCUCUCGCCAGGAAAGAUUGAUCUAGAAAUUCGCUCUCUAAAUGUCCAGCUAUUGCGAGAUGGAUACUGUGAGCUAGUCAGCUUUGUGGAUGCAUUGACGGAGAGACUUUGCUUGAAGAAGGAUUUCGAGCUCGUCAAUGCCUGGAUGGCUGUGUUUUUGAAAGUUCAUAGCGACCUAAUAUGUGGUGAUGGUGAGUUAGCAACUGUUUCUUCGGAUGAGGAUCUGGUGAGCACUUUGCGUACUGCUCUGAUGGGUUGGAAGAAGGAGCAGGAAAGUGAGGCUAAACGAUUGUCUGAGUUGAUGGGUUACUGUCGUGGAAUUGUUGGGUUCCUUCGGUCAUCUCGUUAG
Messenger RNA from Talaromyces marneffei, 3069 nucleotides. RefSeq lists its product as uncharacterized. The record is from RefSeq and is a predicted model, not a curated record. The transcript is spliced from 5 exons. Gene Ontology annotation, molecular function: protein binding. Bases 1 to 3069 code for a protein of 1022 amino acids. NCBI's taxonomy places the organism in Eukaryota, Fungi, Ascomycota, Eurotiomycetes, Eurotiales, Trichocomaceae. Gene Ontology annotation, biological process: rRNA processing. Gene Ontology annotation, cellular component: small-subunit processome; Pwp2p-containing subcomplex of 90S preribosome.